This is a messenger RNA of Rhagoletis zephyria (snowberry fruit fly), 2481 nucleotides long. RefSeq names its product tumor necrosis factor receptor superfamily member wengen-like. NCBI's taxonomy places the organism in Eukaryota, Metazoa, Arthropoda, Insecta, Diptera, Tephritidae. The record is from RefSeq and is a predicted model, not a curated record.
ACCGCGGCGGCGGCAAAAUAUACAAAAAAAAAAUUGGAAAAUAGAAAGAAACUUUUUUCUUAAGUUUUUUCUCUAAGUUAAUGUAGAGUAGUGUAGUUAAGCGAACAAAAAGUUUAAUAACUUAAAACUUACAAAUGUCUUGAAAACGUCUAUUUUUUAAGUUUCUUCAAACAAAUGUUCUUAAUAACAUAAUGUCGACUCGAACUACGACGACACCCGCCUAUCCAGCAACGACCACGCCUACUCCUCCUAUCCUUACACCCACUAUGUUAGAUACACAUUUAGCCACAACAAUCUUAAGAGCAGUGACCAUGCCCAAUUCAAGUACGAAUACAAGUAAUAUUGCUAAUGAUAACCACCCAACAAUCACCAACCACAACACCACCACCCCCACGACCCCCACGACCCCCACCACUACCCACACACACCACGACACAAUGCACACACAUGCGCAGAGCAUAAGCGGGCGACUGCAGCGAUAUUGCGCACAGGCUAUAGCAGCAACGAGCAGCAGGCGAAGAAGAAGAAGGCGUGAUGAUAUUAACAACAAUAACAACAACAACAACCACCACAACAGCAGCAACAAUACAACGAAUUGCAAUAUCAAUAACUGCAAUCAGUGCUACUACAGCAAUAACCAUCAAAUUGCGUUUAAUACGCCUUCCAGUGCGGCACUGGACGACACAGAUCACUACGAUCACAACAAUAACAGUAACAACAACUAUAGCAGUAGCCAUAACAACAAUACUUCCAGCGGGAGCAGCAAUAUCAACUUAAUUAAAACUAUAACAAGAACAAUUUCACCUGCAAUACAACUAUUAAAUGCGACUAGCUCUUCAAAAGCCGCCACCUACAUCGGUGCGUUGCUCGUCCUUACCACGCUAUGUUCCUUCUGUGUUGCUUCACCCUGCGAUCUACACAGCUGGUGGGAUCCGCUCAAGGACAAAUGUAUUACGUGCACUGUGUGUGAGGGGGAUUUGAUACCGUUGCGUCCGUGUCAGUUGCAUCGUGACACGAUAUGCGGUUCCAUUUAUGAUCUGAAGAUCGAUUGGGUGGUUCUGGCGAAAACGGAACCCAACUGGAAGGAGCGCCGAAAGGACGACGGCGACAUGGACUUUGAGGAACAAUUGACACAAGAUGAGUUACAGCAACUGCAAGAUGGAACACUGCCGAUGGCUUGGCAGACAACGGCGCUCUUUAUGGCCGUGUUAGCCUGCUUGCUCUUUUUCAUUAUAGCAGCCGGCAUUUUAGUGCAUCACAUGCGGCAAUGGCGGCGUAUGGAGCGUCGACUUGAUCAAGAUGUUGAAGAAUUAUCAACAAAAUUGAUGGCAAAAUUAGCGGAGGUACAAAGUAUGGAGGGUGGAACAUUUUUCAUUGGCAAUGCCGAUGCAUUAGGAGUACCAAGUACUUUCCAGCCGCAGCAUGUACUAUUACCGGAAAAACCGGCAAAACACCACCACGAACGGCGUAUCUUAAAAACAUUACAACCCGGUAAUGUUUAUAUUGAGGAAAGUAGUUCAAAGGGUUGAGCGAUUUAAGCUCAUAAACUCAAACUAAAGUGGAAAUGUAUCUGGAAUUAUGUAGUCAACGCAACGACUACUUUAGCUAAGAGGGUGGUACAAUUAAAAAAAUAUAUAGUACAUAUAUGUAUGUAGAUGAAACAAAUUUCGAGAAAUUUUUCUUUUUUUGUGAGUGAAAGUAGUUACCACUUACAUAAAAAAGGGAAAUCAAACAAUGUUUGACAAGUAAUUAUAACUUUGACUAGCUUUCAUAAAUGGAAGCAUGGGUGGGGUAUGACAUGCGCUACAUACAAAUUAUAAAUGGAACUUGGAAAGAAAAAAUGGAAAAGAAAAUAAUACAAUAUAUAUCUGUAUGUAUAUUCAAUGACGUUAUUUGGUAAGCAGUAACAAUUUUCAAUACCUUUAACGUGCGUAAAUGUACAAAAAUUCGUAUUUAAUCACACAUAUGUACAUAGGCUAUGCCCAGUGGGAAGAGCGUGACUGACGAAACCUUAAUAAAGGUUUUCAAUAAGUUCGCCUCGAUCUUGAAAUGGAAUAUAGCGAAUUAUGUUUGAGGCGGACGCCACUCGAUAGGACUAAGGUUCGACCCCUGGUCCGAGCAACAUAAAAAAAAAAAAAUGUUUUGUUAAUAGCAGUCGCCCGUCAACGAGCUUUUUCUGGCAUAAAAAAAGCUUCUCGUAGAAACCAAUCUGGUAUUUGGGGCGACGUAAAGCAGUAAAGCUGUGUGAAAUUCCAUUUAUUUUAUAUAAAUAUUAUAUUGUUACAACUUCUCACGUUGGUGAGGAUCCGAGUGAUCUGAUUUUCAAUAGUUCUGCCGCGCUGCUCCGACUGAAUUUUUGCCAAUGUGCGGGGUUUUGUUUGCAUUAAAAGCUUCGCUCGAUUGCUGCUUAUUGGCAUAAAGCUACGAUCUUCGAAAAUCCCCCAAUAAAAAGUCUAACGGGUUAAAUCGCACUAUUUUUGG